Messenger RNA from Esox lucius (northern pike), 4908 nucleotides. RefSeq lists its product as uncharacterized. The transcript has 7 exons. NCBI's taxonomy places the organism in Eukaryota, Metazoa, Chordata, Actinopteri, Esociformes, Esocidae. Bases 384 to 3176 code for a protein of 930 amino acids. The record is from RefSeq and is a predicted model, not a curated record.
UCAGGAUUCAAUGCUGUUUGACCGAUGUAAGGUCAGGGAGGUGGCUAGGCAAACCUACACUUACCCCUAACACUGUCACCCAUCUAUUCUAGGUUUUGAGUGUGAGGGGGACAGACGGAGAUCUGAGGCUAAUAAACUGUCUGGAGAAACAUAAAAGCUGGAUACUUAAUAGCAACAAUUACUUUCCAUCCACCAAGACUCCUUUAGAAAUGUAAGCAUUUGUUGAAAUACUGAAUGACUGAUAAUUUUUCAUUUAAAAAUAUGGGGAGAUUCUGACUAAGUGAUGGUUGUCUAGGACUGAUUCUGACUAAGUGAUGGUUGUCUAGGACUGAUUCUGACUAAGUGAUGGUUGUCAAGGACAGUCUGUUUUCUGCUGCGGAGCUAUGAUCUCUGAAACUGACAGACAGGGAGCAGUCAGACCCAAGAGGGCUGCAUCAGACGGGCACAGGGACAGAGAGCGCAGCCCCAGAUGGAGACCCGAAGCUGAUCAACACUAUUUACACAGGAGACACCCGGAGGUGAUCGAUGACCUCCCUGCAGGAAAGAGACAGAUGAUGGAGAGGUUUUUUACACCGGUUCAUAGUCCUCCUCUGGAUGGAAUGAAAGCACGAGGGCAACGCCAUGUCCCAGAUCAUCAACACCAACACCGCAGUCAAGACAAGGAGACACACAGCUACAGCAGGUUAGGGGACAAUGAGGUACACAUCACUGAAGGCCCUGGUCAGCACCUUCACCAUGGUCACCAUCUCCAAAACGACCAGGAACCAACCCAUAAACAGCACCGCAUUCAUCAUGCCCACCACCGUUUUCACAACGACGAGAUGUUGGACCACCACACCACCGUCACCCUCUCCAGAGCAUCUUCCUCGUCCCUCUCAUCAUCCCCCCACUCGUCCACCGAAUGGUCCUCAGAGGACUGUAUCGAUGACCCGUUCUCACUUAAGCGCGCCAGCCGGCUGCAGCAUACCGUGUCCUGCUCCAACAUUGCAGCAGGUCGACAGUUCCGGGACGACGACAGCGAGCCGCAGGCGUUUGCUACUGUCAAACUGGGUCGAAUGCCUGGCGGAGGCAGCCCUGGACCCCAGAGUCAGGCUCAGGGGAGGGGAGCACACCAGCCCAACUAUGCUGAGCUCAACAGGGGUCACAGCCGUAGUGACGAGGGGCUUUUGCAGAACACUGGCACUGAGAGGGGUAAAGAACGGACACCCCCUCACCUAAAACACGGACGCCUCUACAAGACAGCCAGCCUGGGCAGGAGCCUAGCCUUCAGUGAAGAGAUCCUAGCUGGCCCAAAGAGGGCGGUGUCCUCCAUCCAGCUGCCCAGUAAAGGCAUCCUGAAGAACAAGGAGGCACGGCUGGACAUCCGCAAGGCCAAGUCCAUGGAGGUGCUCUCCCCCCGGGUGGCUGGCAAGGCCGAUACUAAGGGGAAGAUACAGGAUGUGGAGGCUCUGAGGGAUGCAGCCAGGCAGAACAUGUUAAAGGGGAAGAUACAGUUUUCUGCCUUCCUGGAUGAGAUCACUAAACAGGUCAUCUGCCCGGCUCGUCUCAAUACUCUGGGGGUCCCUGUCGAGACAGUUGGACCGGGUCCAACCAAAGCCCCAGCGUCCCCCAAAUCUCAACCAAAGAUUCAACCCCAGCUUCCCCCGAAAAAGCAGGGCGAUGGGCAGGCUGAGGAGAGGGAGCCAGCCACUAAACCACAGGCUCUGCCAAGGAAACUGAGGAAUGAGUCGCCACCAAGGAAAGUAUCUCUUCCUUCAAAGUUUGGUUAUGAAAGCAUGAACUACACUUCUUGUCCAGGCAGCCCCACAAUGCGCUUCCCUAGCCAACCCUACCCACUCCACCCACCGCAAGGCUAUGAAGACCAACCAGCCACCCUGCCUGACUUCCAGGGUCCUGUUGGGGAUAGGCAUGGGCGGCACUGCCCCGUUCCUACCGACGGUACUGCCAGCUCCAGCCCAGAGCCCAGCCGCCACAAACGCCGUGGCAACAAACACAGCGACCGGAGCAACAGGCCCAGCCAUAGCCCACCUGCGUUCCCGAACGCCCAGCUACCCCACCGCACCCCGAUUCGCACACACUCCCCUCCUCCAAUACCAGGGCCCGAGUCCGAGUCUCCGUCCAGCAAGUGCGGCUCACUCCGGAACAGAGACCAAGACGUGACCAGCCCCAGCUCUGAGCAGAGUGACCGCCACAGCUCCUCCAUCCACCACUGGCAUCAUAAAUCACACAGGGCCUUGAUGGGUGACACAGGUGAACUCCAAGCACUGCAGGAAGAGAAUACUGAGCUGCACCAGAACCUGAUGCAAGCUGUGGUCUGCAUAGAGAGCCUGGAGGCAGAGCUAGCAAGGACCAGGGAGGAGCUUAGCCACAUGAAGGAGAGGUUCAAGAGGAUCCAGGAGACACACACAGACACGCAGCACACCAAUAGCUUUCUGGGCGAGAAACUACACUCAGCGACCGAAAGCCUCGCCUCUGAGAGGAAGUACAUGCAGCAGCGCAUAACCCAUCUCAGCACAGAACUGGAGCAAGCCAACGAAACCAUUGCCUCACUGGAGAACAUCAACGUUCCCUGUCUGAUCAAGGAGCUCCUGGAGAAACACUUUGACUCCGGAGACGCUGUCAAACAGUUCCUGAGGAAUGCCUUAAAAACUGACCAAUCCACAGACAACAGCCAGUGUAAUGCUCAAAAAGUGGAGGAGAAAGAUUCGGACCGUGGAGGGGCAGGAGUGGGGGAGUUUGAGGCUGAUCCUCCCCGGGUCACUGCUUUUUUGCCUUGGAAACAGAAAGAGGAGGGAUAUGUUGGGAAACGUCAAACAGGAAAUGCAGAUUUUCGCCCGAUUAGUCCUCCUUUCUCUGUCGCCGACAUCAGCAUUGCUGUCUACAAGAAGAUAGCCGCCAGUCAAACAGCCAGACAGCCUGUCAACUACCAGCUCCACACUGACCCCUCCCGCCACACCUGUCCUUCGGUGGAGUCGAGUGCAGGGGGGCAGGGUUAUACUGGGCAUGCUGUCAGAGGGGCUGUAGGGGGGCCUGGCAGAGCAGCUGAGAAUGACCAAGGUGGUGUUGUUGAUGUGUCCUAUCUGGCAGCCCAGAGGGUUUUGGACGACUUCAUGCACCGACUGACGCACCCAGAAGAUGGGAACCGAGGGGUAGGGAGGGGCCACAAGGCUGACUGAGGAGGGAACCAAUUCAAGAGAGAGGAACCUCCUUACUUAUUUGUAGUUGUAACGUGCUAUUCCAUAAGGCUUUCAGAUUGUGAUGUUUUUAACGGUUUGAGGUCUGUAGUUUUGCAUUUGUUUUACUCACUAAAUGUCUCUAUACAUUUGACUGAUGGCAUAUUAGAUACCCAUGACAUCUCUUUUCAUCUCUUUCCAUUGUCUCAGCAUUGUCUUGGUGAUGAAAGUAUUAGAAUUUAACAAUGCAUUUUUGUACAUUGAUUAUAAAUGUUCUACAGUCUGUCUUUUCCCUUAUAAAGUGACCCAGAAUUCCAGAUUCAAAUUUAGUUAUGCCUAGACACUAUAAUCUAAGAUUGAAGACUCCAGCUAGCUCAGUUGGUACCUAUAUAUUUUCUGGGAACACAUGUUUACUCAUUUGACAUUGGUGGUGGAAAUUUAUCCUGAAGUGGGUAAAUGUAGCCUACUCUGGUAACAUUGACUUUUAGGUUUCAGUGUGGUUCAGAGAACGUUUUACUAUGGUCCUUUAAAGUUUUCAUGGGUGGACCAAUUGCUGCUCUAAGAAAAUAAAUGAUUGAAAGAAAAUAAAUGAUUAUUUAAAAGUUUUUGAAAUAACUUUUCAAAAAAAUUCACUGAAUGUUUCAAGAAUUUUAUUUUCAUGACGUUGCUUGCUUAUUAACAAUUUUCAACUCCAAGACAUUUUGUAUUAUCAUGAAAACACAUUUUUAUUUUGACACAAUCUGAAUUAUCUAUCGAGUUUUUCAAAUAUAUAUAGAGAAAGUUAACUGAAAACACAAUUUCUAAAAACAACAUCUCAGUGAAAAUAUUGAAUUAAUUCAUUGCACUACUAACAUGUAUCUAGACCCCCCCCCCCCCGCUAGUUGUGUCUGAUUUGCAAUUAUGUUCUUGCCUCAUCGCAGCAACUCCAGAGCAGUUUUGGGACAGUCAAAGAUUGUGUCCUACUUUGUUAUACACUGUUCCCUCAACCAGGAAGUAUUCACUGCACACAUGCAAUGGUGGAGCGAGAGCAAUCCAUAGCGAGUAAACACAAUUUAGCUAGCAUACACCCUGGGUGGCACUGAGCCAGUUUGGACUGCCCUCUGAAGGUCCUUCAGGUCACUGUUGGUAUGCUGCUGCCAGGAUUACAAAACCUAUAAAAACUUUCUGCUGAAUUACUAAAAUAACUACAGAGGAAAUUUGUUUCUUAUCAUCAUCUGAGCUAUUUGAAAUCAUGACUAACCUGUAAGAAUUGUUGUGUUAAAUAUAUAAUUAGUCACAUCAGUUGGAGAAUGUUGCUGCUUAACCUUACCAAAAAUGUAAUUAAAAGUAAACACGUUUUCAACUUUUAGGAAGGUAAAAAAAAAAUAUAUAUAUACAUGUUUGUAAAAUUGCUUAAAUGUGUUGUGAAUAUUCCAAAUCCAAGUACUUAUCCUGCAUUAUUCCCAGAACAUUGUGGGAAGGUUAUAUGCAAAAGAACCAUGGGAUAACUACACUCUAGAUAUAAGAAAUAUGUGAUUCUCAGAGGAGUAUGUACGGAAUGGUAUUUUAAAAGCUCUAGUAAGCCUAUGAACCUUCAUAUUUGAAUAAUAUUGAUCCAGCUACCAUUACUAUAUUGCAGUCUGAACACUAGACUCUCUAUGCUUAUAAAGUCUCUCUAUAUAAAACUGUACAAAACUGCUGUCAUCCCCAAAGACGUUUCCUGUUGUAGAUCAAUAAAAGAAGAAAUUCUGAAGAC